UCCGGCGGAAGCGGAACAGAAGAAACCAACACGAAGAACUACGCAACUUCCUUUUCCUCCGAGGCCCUAUUGGAGAGAUUUCACUGUUGGCCGGUUCGGACUAAACCGCAAACAUGGUGGCCGCAAAGAAGACGAAAAAGUCUAUGGAGUCCAUAAACUCUCGUCUCCAGCUGGUGAUGAAGAGUGGAAAGUACGUUUUGGGCUACAAACAGUCCCAGAAGAUGAUCCGUCAGGGGAAAGCUAAGCUGGUUAUUCUGGCCAACAACUGUCCUGCUCUUAGGAAAUCAGAGAUAGAGUACUACGCCAUGCUGGCCAAGACCGGAGUCCACCACUACAGUGGGAACAACAUCGAGCUCGGCACCGCCUGCGGAAAGUACUACAGGGUGUGCACACUGGCGAUCAUCGACCCCGGCGACUCUGACAUCAUCAGGAGCAUGCCGGAUCAGCAGCAGCAGGCCCAGUAGAUUGCUGAGCCAUAUUACUAAUAAAAAAAAAAUUUAA
Molecule: messenger RNA, 501 nt
Organism: Poeciliopsis prolifica (blackstripe livebearer)
Lineage: Eukaryota; Metazoa; Chordata; Actinopteri; Cyprinodontiformes; Poeciliidae
Gene: rpl30
Product: ribosomal protein L30
Exons: 5
Coding region: 114-464 (116 amino acids)
Cellular component (GO): cytosolic large ribosomal subunit
Molecular function (GO): structural constituent of ribosome; RNA binding
Source: RefSeq, a predicted model, not a curated record